Arachis ipaensis is the source of this 6472-nucleotide messenger RNA. RefSeq names its product G-type lectin S-receptor-like serine/threonine-protein kinase At4g27290. The record is from RefSeq and is a predicted model, not a curated record. Gene Ontology annotation, molecular function: ATP binding; protein serine/threonine kinase activity. Gene Ontology annotation, cellular component: plasma membrane. Gene Ontology annotation, biological process: protein phosphorylation; recognition of pollen. NCBI's taxonomy places the organism in Eukaryota, Viridiplantae, Streptophyta, Magnoliopsida, Fabales, Fabaceae.
UAUCCUUUGUGUAUUUUUCUCGUCCUGUUCUCAAAAAUAAACGCAGCAGAGAUGCAUGUAAACUGUUAUGACAUGAACGACUUUAGUUUACAUAAAAGCGAAAAGAACAAAUCUGACAAUAUAUAUAACUGUACAUGCAUGGAGGGUCAUGAUUAGAAUUUGAAAGGUUUUAUAAUCACCCAAGUUUAUCUUAAUUUUGAUUAUUGAUGUAAAAUCUAUAUAUAUCUGCUUUCCUCACUUUCAUAUAAAACAAGUCUUCUCAUUUGAUACUGUCCCUACAAUGCCAUUGUAUUCAAUGAGAUUAAUCCUGUGAGGAUAUGAUCAUAAUAAGCUAAACAAACAUGGUGAAAACCACAAAUCACCUAUCCGUGUAAAAUAACAUUAAAAAUUAAUUAAACAAGUGUAUUUAUAUACACAAUACAUGGUAGUUGAUUUGGUGACUGGUCUUUUGUUCAGAACAUGAAUUGACUUGCAACAACUCCCACGGUGAAAAUUCAACCUAAAAUCAUAUAUUCCACAAACCUAAUCCCACGUGCAUUAUUUUGUUCCUCCUAAUAAUCCAAUCCAUAUGCUAGCACUAAAACUUGUCAUAUUUUUAAGGUCCUGUUAGAACAUCUUGCUUAUGUGAUUCUCUUUAAGUCCAACCUCAUACAAAACACAAAUGGUGAGCAGCAUAACAACAUUACUUCUUUGGUUCUUUCUUACAUCCCACAUGAUAACUGUCACAUCAACAGACAGUUUAGCAAUGAGUCAAUGUAUUCGAGAUGGCGAAACGUUAAUCUCGGCCGGCCGAAAUUUUGAGCUGGGUUUCUUUAGCCCCGGAAUUUCAACAAGUCGAUAUUUGGGUGUGUGGUACAGAGCUUCAUCAGGGAAUGCAACAAUUGUGUGGGUGGCAAACAGAGAAAACCCCCUUCACAACAAGUUAGGAACUUUAAGGUUAAACAACAAGGGGAUUCUUGAGCUUCUUAGUAACACAAAUAAAACCAUUUGGUCAUCCAACAUCAUAGCAAGCAAAACCAAAGCCACGAGUAGCUCAAUUGUACAACUCUUGGAUACAGGAAAUCUUGUAGUGAAAAAUGGACAAGAUACUAAUAAUGAGGACAAUCCUUUGUGGCAAAGUUUUGAUUAUCCUGGCGACACAUUGAUGCCAGGAAUGAAGGUUGGAUUGAACUUUGUUACUGGGAAGAAUGCAUCUCAAUCAUGCUGGAAAAGCGACGAGGAUCCUGCUGUGGGAGAAUAUUCUCUAAAAUUUGAUCCUAGAGGAUAUCCACAAUUGAUGCAGAUGAAAAGAUCUGCAAUAAGUAUCAGACGAGGGUCAUGGAAUGGCCGUUAUUUUACUGGAUCUCCAGCUGAGGACAUGCAUGAAUUUAAAACUGAUUUUGUGUUCAACAAAGAAGAGGUCUAUUAUGAGUUUGAAAUUCUUGAUAGAUCAAUCUUCUCUGUAUUCAAAAUGGACCCUUCUGGGAAUACACAAAUUAUGGUUUGGGAAAUUCAAACAAGAAUUCCAGUGGAAGUUUCCAUGAUCAAUGGACCAAAUGCAUGUAAAAGUUAUGCAUUUUGUGGUCAAAAUUCUUGGUGCUUUAUGGAUGGCAAUUUUGCUGUAUGCCAAUGCAUGAAAGGUUAUACUCCCAAGUUUCCUGAACAAUGGAAUACAUCACAGUGGUCUGGUGGUUGUGUUAGAAAGACUCCAUUGAAGUGUAAUGAUACAAAUGGAUUCUUCAUGUAUGAGUACAUGAAAAUGCCGGACACAUCUUCUUCAUGGUUUAGCGAGACCAUGAACCUCGAGGAAUGUGGAAAAUCAUGCCUGGAAAAUUGUUCAUGUGUUGCAUAUGCAAGUUUGGAUAUCCGAAAUGGAGGAACUGGUUGUCUACUUUGGUUUGAUUAUCUUGUUGAUGUGAUGCAAUUUUUUAAGGCCGGUCAAGAUCUUUAUAUUAAAGUCCCUGCAUCAGAAUUAGAUAUUUACCAUGGACACAACAAGAAAAUUAAAGUGGGAAUUGCAGCUGGUGUCAUUGUCUUCGGAUUAAUCACAAUUGUCAGCAUAAUGAUAAUUACAAAACCAGGGGCAACAAGGAUAUUAUGCAGAAGGUGGCAACGACGAGAAAACAUUGAUCUACCAACAUUUGAUUUCUCAAUCCUAGCUAAAGCUACAGAAAACUUUUCAAGUUGCAACAAACUUGGAGAGGGUGGUUUUGGACCAGUAUACAAGGGCACAUUGUCAGAUGGUCAACAUUUAGCUGUGAAAAGGCUUUCAAAAAAGUCUACACAAGGAUUGGAGGAGUUUAAAAAUGAAGUGGUAUUGAUAGCCAAACUUCAACAUCGCAAUCUUGUGAAACUUCUUGGUUGUUGCAUUCAAGGAGCAGAAAAAAUAUUAAUCUAUGAAUACAUGCCUAACAAAAGCUUGGACUACUUUGUUUUUGAUGAAAUAAGGAGGAAGCUACUCAAUUGGCAUAAGCGUUUCGACAUUAUUAGUGGCAUUGCUCGUGGACUUCUUUAUCUUCAUCAAGAUUCUAGACUAAGGAUUAUUCACAGAGAUCUAAAAACCAGCAAUAUUUUAUUAGAUGCAAAUAUGAAUCCAAAAAUAUCAGACUUUGGUCUAGCAAGAACAUUCUUAGGAGACCAAGCAGAGGAUAAGACAGACAGAGUAGUUGGAACAUAUGGCUAUAUGCCUCCGGAGUAUGUAGUGCACGGACAAUUCUCAAUGAAGUCAGAUGUUUUUAGCUAUGGUGCGAUUGUAUUAGAGUUGAUAAGUGGGAAGAAAAAUAGACAGUUCUCAGAUCCAGAACACAACCUUAAUCUUCUUGGGCAUGCUUGGAGAUUAUGGUCUAAUGAGAGGCCAUUGGAACUAUUAGAUGAAGUAUUAAAGGAAGGAUGCACCCGUUCUGAAGUCAUACGAUGCAUACAAGUGGGUCUGUUAUGUGUGCAGCAAAGACCAGCAGAUAGACCAAACAUGUCAUCAGUGGUUCUAAUGCUAAAUGGUGAGAAAUUGUUGCCCAAGCCAAAAGUUCCCGGUUUUUAUAAUGACAGAAGUGUUACACUUGAAACAGAUUCUUUGUUGAAAAAUUACACAUCAUUUUCAACCAAUGAAAUUUCUAACACUAUGUUAGAUUUUUUGCUAAAACUCAUCUUCCGUGGUCACUGUUUAGAAGUUCUACAAAUGAUUGAAAACUUAAGGAUGCUGCUUAUUUCAUUACUUCUCAUGUCCUGCAUGAGAACAAUCACUUCAAGAGACAGUUUAGAAGUAGGUCAAUCUAUCCAAGAUGGUGAGACUUUGGUUUCUUCUGGUGGAAGCUUUGAAUUGGGUUUCUUUAGUCCUGGGAUUCCAACAAAUAGAUACUUAGGUGUGUGGUACAGAGAUGCAUCAGGGAAUUCAACAGUUGUGUGGGUGGCAAACAGAGAGAUACCAAUUCAAAGUAACUCAUCAGGUGUUUUGAGACUAAGCAAGAAGGGGAUUCUACAGCUUCUGAAUGGCACUAACAGCACCAUUUGGUCUUCCAACACCUCAGGCAACACUUUGGGGAGCUCAAUUGCACAACUCUUGGAUUCGGGAAAUCUUGUAGUGAAAAAUGGACAAAGCACAUCGGAGAAAAACUUUUUAUGGCAGAGUUUUGAUUAUCCAUGUGAUACACUGAUGCCAGGAAUGAAGCUUGGAUUGAACUUAGUUACUGGUUUUGACAUAUCUAUGUCAUCUUGGAAAAGUGCAGAGGAUCCUGCUGUAGGAGAAUAUUCUAUAAAGUUUGAUCCUAGAGGAUAUCCACAAUUAAUACAAUGGAAAGGAUCUGUUAAAUAUUUCCGAACAGGGACAUUUAAUGGCCUUUAUUUCACUGGAUAUCCAACCCAGGAAGAUGAAUAUAGACAGGAUUUUGUAUUGGACAAAACCGAGGUGUGUUGGAAGUUUGAAAUACUAGACAGAUCAAUUUUCUACCUGUAUAAACUACAACCUUCAGUUACUUCAAUAGGUACUAUUUGGAAAAAUCAAACAAGAACUGAGUUGGAACUUGCCACAAUUGAUGGAUACAAUGGGUGUGGAAGUUAUGCCUUUUGCGGUUCAAAUGCUAUAUGCAAGGUUGAUGCUAACCUUGCAUCAUGUGAAUGCCUAAAAGGAUAUGUUCCCAAGUUUCCCCAACAAUGGAAUAUGUCAAAUUGGUCUGAUGGUUGUGUUAGGAAGACUUCACUGGAUUGUAAUAACACUAAUAGCUUCUUAAGGUACACAGAUAUAAAAGUGCCAGACACUUCAUCCUCAUGGUAUAACAAGACCAUGAAUCUCAAGGAAUGUGAAAACAUUUGCCUAAAAAACUGUUCUUGUGUUGCUUAUGCAAAUUUGGAUAUCCGUAAUGGAGGAAGUGGUUGCCUACUUUGGUUUAAUCAUCUUAUUGACAUGGUUCAAUACUCAAGAGCUGGUCAAGAUAUUUAUAUCAAAGUCCCUACUUCGGAAUUAGGUACCUAUCCCACCCCUCUCUCCCUUUUUCUUUUAAACAAGAUAAGAUCACUUCAGCCUCAUUCAACAAAAUUGUUGUACCACAAGUUGGUGACUAAUCAUGGUCUACAUAUCUUUGGUCAUGUUGCAGGUAAUGACCACGGAAAUUUGAAGAAAAAGAAGGUGCGAAUUGCAGUUGGUGUGAUUAUUUUCGGAUUAAUCACUUGUGUUAGCAUAGUGAUAAUAAAAAAAUCAGGAGUUGCAAGAAUAAUUCAAAGAAAUAGGCAAAGACAGGUCACUGAGCUACCAACAUUUGAUUUCUCGGUCUUAGUUAAAGCAACAGAGAACUUUUCAAGUAGUAACAAACUUGGAGAAGGUGGUUUUGGAUCAGUAUACAAGGGCACACUAACAAAUGGUCAAGAGUUAGCUGUGAAAAGGCUUUCAAAAAAGUCUAAACAAGGUUUAGAAGAGUUUAAAAAUGAAGUGGCAUUGAUAGCCAAACUUCAACAUCAUGAAAUCAGAAAGAAGAUGCUAGAUUGGCUUAAGCGUUUCAACAUUAUCAGUGGCAUUGCUCGGGGACUUCUUUAUCUUCAUCAAGAUUCUAGACUGAGGAUUAUUCAUAGAGACCUAAAAACUAGCAAUAUUCUGUUAGAUGCAAAUUUGAAUCCUAAAAUAUCAGACUUUGGCCUAGCUCGGACAUUCUUAGGCGAUCAGCUCGAGGCUAACACGAACAGGGUAGCUGGAACAUAUGGUUAUAUGCCUCCCGAGUAUGCAGUACAUGGACAAUAUUCAAUGAAGUCCGAUGUUUUUAGCUAUGGUGUCAUACUACUAGAGUUGAUAAGUGGGAAGAAGAAUAGAGAAUUUUCAGAUCCAGAAAACUACCUUAACCUUCUUGGACAUGCAUGGAGAUUAUGGACUGAUGAGAAGCCAUUGGAACUGCUAGAUGAAGUGUUAAAGGAAGGAUGCACACCACUUGAAGUAAAAAGAUGCAUUCAAGUGGGCCUCUUAUGUGUGCAACAAAGACCAGAAGAUAGGCCAGACAUGUCUUCAGUGGUUCUAAUGUUGAAUGGUGAGAAAUUACUGCCCAAGCCAAAGGUUCCUGGUUUUUAUACUGAAAGAGGUGUUACACUUGAAGCAGAUUCUUUGAUGGAAAAUCACACAUUGUUUUCAGCCAAUGAAAUCUCCAUCACAACAUUAUAUGCAAGAUAGAAUAUGAAAGCAAAGCAGGGACAUGAAUUUACCUCAAUAUACAGGAUAAUUAGGUUACUCUAGCAUGCAUAAUAGCUUUACAACCUUUCAACUCUGUAUUUGCUGUGAAUUUCAACUUCAUCUCUUCUUUUCACAUAUCUUUUUAUUUUUCUCCUAGACAAGUUACAGCAACAUGCUAAAAGCACAUCUCUUUUUAAAGGAGAAGAGAAAUAAAAGAACAAAAAAAUGUAAAUGCGUAUGUUUGCUUAGGAAUAACUUUUCAAACUUUGAACCAAACAUAGGAAUAUGAUAUUCCCAUCUUAAAAUUCCUAGGAAUUAUUUAUAAUUCCCCCCAACCACACACAGGAAGUGAUAUAAAGUCUAAUGUGGAACCUAAGAAAUAGCAACAGGGUUCUCCCAAUUGAAGCCAUAAGUGGCUACAGUAAUAACCGGCCCCGGGCUGGUUAGCAUCCUCUCUGCAGCGUCACCGGGCGGAGCUUCCUUCCUCCCGAGCAGACAAAGCCUCAUUGCAGAAGUAGUGUGUCAAUCAGUAUUUGUUGUGUCUCUAAGCUUGUUUUGGUUUUUCCGGGAGUAGGGAGAGGGAAGGGGGUACUGUUUGAACUGUGGGUUUGGAUUGUUUCCGGGUUGAAUCGGUUUAAUCCGGUCUUACCCAAGACCCAAAAAAAAAUCUAAACCGAUAUAAAUUAAAUCGUGCAUCCAAUCCAAUCUAAACCGAAAAUCGAUUUGUUUGGAUUCUAUUUUUUACAAAAUGCAUGGAUAAGAUCAGAUUUUGAAUCUACUUCUCAGAACCGAUUCAAUUCAAUGCAAACCGCACAAUGUGUAUAAUUAUUUUAUUAUUAUAUUUAUAAU